AUGCGCUUAGCGGUGGUUAACUGCUUAAAAUAUUUUGUAGGAGAAGGCCAAAAAGCGCAUGCACACCUGGCCGGAGUCAGGAUGAAAUGUCAGAGGACCUGUCAAGAACGUGAGCUUCGCGCCCAACGCCAUCGGCGGAGAGGUCCACUCCCUCCAGCUUUACCCGAGAAGUAUAUACAAUCUAUCUCGCCAUUUGCAAGCAUGUCAUCGAUACAGACGCCUUUCGAUAAGACGCCCCGCAACGGAAGGCUUCGAGAUCUCAGCCAGGAAAUCUUCACGAAAGCCAAGCCAAAAGACUCCGUGAUUAGAUCGACUUGGGCCGCACCUACAACUAAAUUCAAAUUCAAGGCAAUCUUCAUCCCCAAAUUCAGGGAAUAUAUCAGUUUGAAGAAUAGUAUGCUUGCUGACAACGAGUCGAAACUACUCGCCACUCCAUACUUCCAAGAUGAGCAUGAGGAUGACCGCGAGGAAUUGCUGAGGAAGUUACCGCGUUACUAUGAAAUGAAACAUGAUGAGAACGGGCUAUUUAAUACUCGGUUAGAGCAGUGCCGUUUUUACAAAGAUAGUAUCGACGCUUUCUUGCGCAAGGUUGGCAUCGCAUGGGAUGAUGUCUUAUUUUGGCUUUUAGCGCCGGAUAGGAUGAUCAAGCUGAUCAAUGAUGGCUCCUCGGAGGGUAACCAGUUUGAAAGUCUACUGCUGAACCGAUCGAAUUACGGCAUUGAAAUGUUUGAGCGCGACAAGGUAGACCAGCAGGCCAACCUUUUCCAACGCGACGACGGCAAGUGGCAAGAUUUUCUUUCCCAGCGGACAGAACCGAGCGCAAGGAAACUCAGGCAGUCGGCAACAGCAUGCGCAGCAGUGCUCAAAGAAUGCAACUUUAGUAUCUGGUAUCUGGCUCAGCAGUCUGAGACCUUUCUCAAGUAUGUCUCCAAGAAGACUAGAGACCCAGCUGCUGUUUCAACCUUCACAUACAGAGGAGCUAUGUGCAGAGUUUGUCACCAACACCACUGUCUCGUCCAUGGUGAGCUCAGAGAGGUACCGCAAGAUUACUGGCCCAACGAAAACUCGGCGCAGAGCUCCGCAACUCGCAAACAUCGGGAAGACUAUUCGGACUAUCAGGGUAACCCUUCUCGGCACACCUCACGGUUUAGUGAUUACGAUGAUGAAGAGCCCGACGAAGAGGAGGAGGAUGAGGAAGAAGACCAAGACCCGGGCGAUCUCUGGCCAGCGCACCUUGAUGACGAUUCCGAUGUCGAGAAGAUAAUCAACUACAAGCUUCCUGCAAACCCGAAUGCUUUUGAUGCAUAUACCGAAUCAGAGAUGAUUGAGUCUAGAGGCUCAAUACCAUCAGACGGAAAGUUCGAUAAGGUUUGGUGGUCGGACAACAGCUAUACAAUGCAAUGGGAAAAAAGAAAGCCAUUCUUCCCCUGCAGCCAUGAAGGUAGCUGCGAGCAAGUGCAGUGCCGAUGCUAUAGAGAAAGUAUCAAUUGCGAAAAGACAUGUCAAUGCUCUCAAUCGUGCAAGAGGCGUUUCCCAGGAUGCAGUUGCACGUCAACGCCCGGGAAGCGCAUCUGUAUAUCGCAGGAUUGUCUGUGCAUAGCGUUCAAUAGAGAAUGUGACGCAGAUCUUUGCGGCUCAUGCGGAUCGGCGGAGAUCCUUGACCCAGUAAACCGGUACGACGAAAGCCUCCUUGGAGGGCGAUGCUGCGAUGUGGCGAUCCAGAGGGGUGUUCCUAAGAAGACGUUGCUUGGUCACUCUGAAGUGCACGGCUUCGGCCUUUAUAUGGGCGAGGACGUCGGGGAGGGCGAGUACAUUGGAGAAUACCUUGGCGAGACAAUUUCACGGGAGGAAACUGUCCGUCGGGAGGCUAUCUAUGAGGCCGAAAAGACCAUGUAUCUGUUUGAUUUGAACCUGAAACAAACAAUCGAUGGAACAUGCAUGAGCAACAAGACACGGUUCACCAACAAUGCUCCCAAAGGCCUUACGAAUUGCGAGGCGAAGAACCUUCUCUGUAACACGGUCUUCCGCUUGGGCCUGUAUGCGACUAAGGACAUCAAGGCUGGCACUGAGCUAUACUUUCACUACAACUACUCCACGGAAGCUACCCGGGACUUCAAGCAACCCAAAGGUACGGUUGUUGCAGUCAAACAUACGGCUAAACCAACCAAGCGGAAAGCCAAUGGCAAGUCUUCUGAUUCACUCUACCAAUCAUCCAGGGCAAAAAAACGCACGGCUAAGAUAGCCGAGAAGGCGUUCCAGGACCCUACUAAUAGUCGCCUUUCUUGGUCUCAAAAUGCGCUGAAGACAGCACCCAGUGAGAGGUCCAGCCGACACCAGCAUUUGAGAGUGUCGCAGCGACAUGGCAGAGUGGGGAGGACGACGCGCAGGUCUUCUGCCGCACACAUGGAAGGGGGCGAAAGCAACCAUGACGUAGCGAGCGCCGAAUCACAUGAACCUCAGGCUACAACGUCGACUCAAGAGGUUCAAGCCACUGACGAAGACAACGAAGGCACGGCGAUCGAGGAAUCAGGGAACGACAUGAUUCGGCGAACCCGGGGCAAGGCAAGGAAAACGCCUAGCUCAACAGUGGUAGCGGUCGAGGGAGGACGUCCAGGCAGCAGCAGAAAAAGGAAACGACCCGUUGUUUUUAAUAGCGACGAUGGGUGA
Messenger RNA from Cucurbitaria berberidis CBS 394.84, 2667 nucleotides. RefSeq lists its product as uncharacterized. The transcript has 3 exons. Gene Ontology annotation, biological process: chromatin remodeling. NCBI's taxonomy places the organism in Eukaryota, Fungi, Ascomycota, Dothideomycetes, Pleosporales, Cucurbitariaceae. The record is from RefSeq and is a predicted model, not a curated record. The coding region runs from base 1 to 2667 and encodes 888 amino acids. Gene Ontology annotation, molecular function: protein binding; histone methyltransferase activity.